AUGACGAUAGUGCAAGAUUCAGAAAUCCCGGAGAUCUCAGGCCCAACUGCUACUAAGUUCCUCUGUCUAACGAUAUGUGGUUACCGCAAACCCGGAAUGAGCGAAGAAGACUAUCGCCACCACAUGGUCAAUGUCUCUGCACCUAUGACAAAGGGACUGAUGGUCAAGUACGGUAUCAAGAGGUGGACCCAGAUCCAUAAUCAAAAAUCAACCCGUGCCUUGAUGAGCCAGAUCUUGGACCCUCAGAUGGCGAACAUUGCAGACUUUGAUUGUUUCAGCCAGGUCGUCUUUCGGAGAAUUGAAGAUUACAAGAAUAUGAAGCAGGAUCCUUGGUAUAAGGAGCACCUAGCUUAUGAUCACGAGAAUUUUGCCGAUACUAAGAGAAGCAUGAUCACCAUAGGCUGGGUCGAGGAGUAUAUCAGAGAUGGAGAGAUUGUUGAUGGACUUGACGAUUCUUAG
This is a messenger RNA of Penicillium nucicola, 459 nucleotides long. RefSeq names its product EthD domain-containing protein. The record is from RefSeq and is a predicted model, not a curated record. The coding region runs from base 1 to 459 and encodes 152 amino acids. The transcript has 3 exons. Gene Ontology annotation, molecular function: oxidoreductase activity. NCBI's taxonomy places the organism in Eukaryota, Fungi, Ascomycota, Eurotiomycetes, Eurotiales, Aspergillaceae.